AUGGGUCACAAUGGUUCAAAGUUUAAGAGAAGCAAGAGAAAUUCUGUCUCAGCGGCAGACCCUCAUUCUAGUACGAGUGUCAUGAGUAACUUCAAGGAAGAAUACAACUUUGACAAUCCUUACAUGAUGACCAUUGAUGAAACGCAAAUUGACAGAAUGCAAACGCAGCACCACAUCCUGAGAACCAUCUGGGAUGGUAACUUUUCCGCCCCCAUCAAGGAAAAACUGAAGAACGGAAAUUUUAAAGUACUCGAUUUCGGAUGUGGUCCUGCCACUUUCUGCUUCGAUCUUUCAUCCACCUAUCCGCUGUCGACAUUUGUCGGAGUUGACUUUGUUCCAAUAUUUCCAACGCAAGUUCCCAGAAAUACACAAUUUCUCGUAGCAAACAUAAUGGAUGGAUUACCAUUCGAGGAUGCUACCUUUGAUUACAUACAUGCUAGAUUUCUGGUGAUGUAUUUUACGCAGGAGGAAUGGGAAAAUGUGGUGAUCAAGGAGUUGACGAGGGUUUUAAAACCGGGCGGGUACUUGGAAUGUUAUGAUAGCGAAUUUAUCUGGUAUAACAUGUCGCCAUCCUUAGAAACACUGUGCAAUGCUGUGCAAAAGGAACUUUAUGCGAGAAACAUCGAUCCACUAAUGUCAAGAAAACUCGGUAGCUUCAUAGAAUCCACCGGGAAAUAUAAGAGCAUUCAGCACGAACAAAAAAGUAUCCCUUAUGGCUCCUGGGGAGACAAAAUAGGUGAAUUAUCUGCCCAAACAUUUUUCCAAUUCUUUGAAGGCGUCCGAAAGCCUAUAAAAGAGAUCAUGAACAUAAACGAUCAGGAAUUUGACAAGUUAAUGAAGAAGUUCGAAGGUGAA
Molecule: messenger RNA, 855 nt
Organism: Acaulospora colombiana
Lineage: Eukaryota; Fungi; Glomeromycota; Glomeromycetes; Diversisporales; Acaulosporaceae
Source: the annotation of a GenBank genome assembly